Paramuricea clavata is the source of this 2529-nucleotide messenger RNA. The record is from the annotation of a GenBank genome assembly. Lineage: Eukaryota; Metazoa; Cnidaria; Anthozoa; Malacalcyonacea; Plexauridae.
GUCGAAGUAGAGGAAAUAAUCGUGAAAAGCUGCUAUUUGAGGCUUACUCAAUUGACGCAUUUGCCUGUCAUUUUCUCACUGAUGCAUUUGCCACUGGACAUAUGAGGUACGAUGUUCCAGCUGCAAUUAUUAACAGAAACAGAACGUAUAAACUCGGCAACAACAAAUAACAAUAACAACAACAACAACGACGACGGCGGCGGCGGCGACAACAACAACAACAAUCAAUUAUGCGGCGACAGCGAUGACGACGUCAACCAACACUCGUUUAUCUUGUGCCAAAUCAAAUAUAAUUUGCAACAAAUGUUAAGCAUCGUUUACAUACUGUACGCCUGCGGUAUGUCUGCACCAUCAUUGUUUACAGAUGUUCAUUUAUACAAUCGUUUGUGAAUGAUUUGGUUGAACUGCUAAUCACAAAAGCCCCCCGUCAUACCGCAUGUAUACUGUACUUCAACUAGUCUUUACUGAUAUUACUACAAUAUUCGUUAAAUUAAAGUGAACAGUGACUGUUAAACCUUACAAAACAAGGCCACGGCUAGACUUUUAAAGAUAAGCGCCACCUUUCCCUCGUUGCGCUAAUUGCUCUUUACAAUUUUAGGACACCAAGGGUUGCCAUACCUAUGAUGGUCACUGGGGAUACCAUAGCAAAUCUUCUGUGUAUGUACAUGCAUGACGAAGACAGUAAGUUUGGUAUUCGUGUUAGUAACGUUCGUGGAGACAAAUGGGUUGCUUAUGGAGAUGGAAGGCUCCUGCAGGAAUGUGACAAGGUAAUUAGAUUCUAAGAUCCGGUUUCAUAAGCACAACCAAACUAAUACGAGCCUCUUUUACUGCUGGACUGCAGCGAAACAUAUUUUGAAGAGAAAUUGUUGCAUUUUGCAGUAAAUAUAAAAAUAGUGUAAGUUGUAUUCGACGAGCUGCCAUACUUUUGAAUUAAAGCCUGGCGCACACGAUGCGAUUUUAGUCGGCCGAUAAAAAUCGUUUCACGUACCAAUACGACAUCGGUAUAUUCCGCACACGAUUGAACUGUAGCAGCCAUGUUGCCAAAUAAAUACAAGCACGUGAUCACCUCAUGAAAUCUGAUUGGCUAUAUUUAAAAUUCCACCGAUAAAAAUCGUAUAAUAUCAAAACGUUUUGAUGUUGUCCGAUUAAAAUCGAGCAACAAAAAUCGGUUAAAAAUGCCACCGGACACGUAACGAUUUUGUUAGUUUUAGUCAAACGAUUUUUAUCGGCCGACUAAAAUCGCAUCGUGUGCGCCAGGCUUAAAUUACAAUUCUUCCUAACUCCAGGUCAGUCUGUUUCGCGAAAGGUUCAUUCAUCACGCCUGUCAAAAAUGCAUGCAAAAAAGUCAAUAUGCCUCAGCUUCUUUAACUUUGAUCCUAUUUCUUCUAAAUUUCCCACGAUCAUAGAAUAUUUCAUUUUUACAAAUCGUGUGUUUUUUCCGAAAUGCUACAUUUUUGGCGGGAAAAAAUGAAACUUAAUAGCUAUCGGUAAAUUUAUGCACUUUUUGGUAGGCGACCUUGAGAGAGUCUUAAAACUGAAGUCUGUUUCUAAAUACGACCAUUUUUCGCGAAGAUAUAGCCAUUAUAUAUAGCAAAUCGGCCAUUUUGUUACUAAAAAUUUAAUUUUGUUACGUAAUUUACCCCGCCAAAAAGUAGCAAUUCCAGAAACAAAAAAAAAACGUGUUUGUAAGAAUGAUAUGUUCUAUGUUGGUGGGAAAUUUAGUAGAAACAGGGUUAAAUUAAAGACAUUGGAGCAUAUUGGCGCUUUUGCAUGCAUUUUUGACAGGCGUGCAUGAAUCAACUUUUCUCGAAUAUUGCGAGCGGUUUGUGCGCUAACUCUACCCCAAGUGAGUUGGAUACAAGCAUUCUUGAGAACUUUAUUUCCUCUAAAUUUACUAAUUACAACACUCAAUUUAACAUCCCUCCUAUAACGGUACAGGACACUAUGGAAAUGAUUGAUAGUCUUUCUAGCCGGAAAGCAACAGGUUCUGAUGGUAAUAGUGUCAAAGUAUUGAAAUUAGUUGCACCCGUCUUAUGUCAGCCUCUAACACGAGUCUUCAAUCUAUCCUUGGAAAAAGGGUGUUUCCCAAGAAAAUGGAAGGUUGCGCGGGUAACCCCGCUUCACAAAGAUGGUGUGCGUGACAUCCAAGAUAAUUACAGACCUAUAUCUGUUUUAUCUGUGCUGUCAAAAUUGAUUGAAAAGCACGUUGCACGAUCUCUCAUCAGCUACCUGGUGGAGAACAGAUUGUUGUAUCAUCUGCAGUCAGCAUUUCGCGAAAGCCAUUCCACUGAUUCAGCUCUGACAAACUUGACAGACAAGAUAUUGUUUAAUUUGGACCAUGAUGAGGUUACCGGAAUGGUGUUUGUCGACUUUAGAAAGGCUUUUGACAUAAUUGACCAUAAGAUUCUCCUAAAAAAGUUGGAGCUUUAUAGAGUGACUGAUGUAGCGUUGACCUGGUUUAAGUCCUACUUUGUGAUUGCUACCAAUUUGUUUCUCUCGAAGGUAAAUUGUCUGAAUGCUUACUACUGA